AUGUCUAGAAAAACCUGUUUUUUCAAAGUUUUAUCAGUAUUUUUGGACGUAAUUUCUGUGUAUAUCUAAAGCGUGUUAUUGUGUGCAACGAAUGGCGACUAUAUUUAAAAAGUGGUUUCAAAAUCGGGUAAUCAGUCGCGUCUUUACCGCCGCAGCCGUCAGUGUCCGCCACUCUGGAAGCGGUCCGUCAUUCCCGCAGUUUGUGAACCUUCCGCCUCACUAUCCCAUCAACGGUUUGGGCGCAACACAUGAGACACGCGUUGUCCGCAAGAGACAGAUCGUGGACCCAAACGUGCCGUCAUUUGUCAAACCGGAAUCACUUAAGUGGUCUGAUUGGCGAAUGUUAAGGGACUGUCGCCGCCGAUACAUCUUCGCCCGCUAUCACCCCAACCGCACGUUUCUCUAUACCAUUCGUCGCUGCAAACUAUUGCCAUCCAAUAUCAGGGACGUGGCCCUCGAAGAGGACCGCGCGUUCCCGAAGGACGCCCACAUCGAUCACCUCAACAAUCGGUGUAUCAUCAGUUCGCGCGCGAGAGGAAACUUCAAGCGAUAUAAGAUUAGUCGACACAUGUGGAGAGGUUUAGCCGAUUAUAACCAACUGUCGGGAGUGGCCAAAGCCUGCUGGUGACCACCCGCUGCUCAACUGUUUUCGCUAAUCAUUUAAAUAAUAGUCGCCGUGUUUUUAGUCAGUUUAUCGAUUAGUCAUUUUUCUUAUAGAAAAAGUCUGUAGUUUUUGUUUAAAUAAUAAUAAUAGAC
Messenger RNA from Medioppia subpectinata, 756 nucleotides. NCBI's taxonomy places the organism in Eukaryota, Metazoa, Arthropoda, Arachnida, Sarcoptiformes, Oppiidae. The record is from the annotation of a GenBank genome assembly.